Messenger RNA from Drosophila grimshawi, 2623 nucleotides. RefSeq lists its product as uncharacterized. The coding region runs from base 1138 to 2184 and encodes 348 amino acids. The record is from RefSeq and is a predicted model, not a curated record. NCBI's taxonomy places the organism in Eukaryota, Metazoa, Arthropoda, Insecta, Diptera, Drosophilidae. The transcript has 8 exons.
CGAGCAAGGCAACGCACGCAGCACACGAAGCUGUCGCCGCUACGUACAAAUAACAACAAUAACAAUAAGCGAAAGAACAGCAACAAUAACAGCAACAACAACCAUUGUGCGAUAUAACGUACCUCGAGCACAGGCGGCGUAUGAGUGAUGUGGAGUCCGUUGCUGCUGCUGCUGCUUCUAGUGCAUUUUUCAUAAAUUUCAGUAGCUUCGUUCGAUGUUGCUCGUCAGUGUUUCUUUGGUAUCCUUUUGUUUGCCAGUACGCGACGCGUGUGUUUAAUUAUUACUGCCUUUGUGUGUAUGUGUGCAUGUGUGUGUCAUAGGGAAGCAGCAACGAACUCGUGUAACAGGAACUUCAAGCAGGAACUCCGAAAUAAAAGAUUGCGUGCUUGAAACAAUUUUCUAAUGUGCCAGUGUCAGAAGCUGCAAUUAAUUGGCUAAUGGAUUCGAGCUUAAACAAUUUACAAACACAAAUUACUGAUAAAUAAUCAGGUGGCAUGUAAAAGGCAACAGAGAAAAGUGAAAUCAUCAAUUUAAUAAAAUAAAAUAGUAACAAGAAAAAAUCUCCCGUUUAACGAAAUAAAGUGCAUUUUAGUGCAAACAGGAAAUGAAAAUGCAAAAAAGGCAAAAGGGAUAUGAAAAAAUGCAAAUAACCAAAGCGAGUUCAAUGCAGAACUCACAACUCUGCUAACCUCAACCGUAUUUACACAAUUCAGAGGGAACUAGCCCAGGAAACUCAAUACGUGAGCGAAAUCGUAUGUGAGGCACUGUGUAGCUGACUGCUAAUUGUGACUGGCAAUUGAAGCAAAGCUCAAAACGGAAUUCAACAAAAGCGCUUUCAGAUAUCAUAUAUGCAUUAAGUACAACCGCAAAAUAGAAAACCAACCAGAAAAAACGAAGUAAAUAAUAAUUAAAAAAAAAGGAAAUUGCGACUGCGGGAAAAAAGAACACUAAACACGAGAUUGCAAAUGUAAAAAUUGAUUUCUGUGGUUACAACUACGGAUAUUGUUCGCAUAUAUGGCUACAAAUCGUUGCGGUUAAAAAGGUCGUGCGGGCAAAUUAACAAUAAAAAACGUAAAACAAAUAAACUUUAAAAAACGAAAAUAAUCAUCGCAUAAUCUGUUAAACGACUUUAACAGGAUGCAGCUGCCAAGUAUAAAACUGUGCAAGACUUUCAUUAUUUGCAUCGCCUGCCUAACAGCACUGCCAGAGGUGGCUGUUGGGCUGCGGGAUGUUAACGUUCGCAUUCCGGCGGCCGUUAAACGCGGCGAUAAUGCGCUCUUAAUCUGCAAUUAUGACAUCGAGAACGACACGCUCUAUGCGGUAAAGUGGUACAGAGGCCGCAGGGAGUUCUAUCGCUAUACGCCGAAGGAGAACCCAGCCUGGAAGAUAUUCACGAAAACCAACGAAAUCGAUGUGGAGACCACAAAAUCGAAUGCCAGCCAUGUGCUGUUGCGCAAUGUGCCCACCUCCAUAUCUGGUAAAUUUGCCUGUGAAGUAUCCGCAGAUGCGCCUACAUUCGACACCUCCAUUGUGGCCGCCGAUAUGGAAGUUGUCGAGCUGCCUACACAAAGGCCGAUUAUAACGGGCAUUCAUUCACGUUAUCGCCUGGGCGAUGUUAUCAAUGGCAACUGUUCAUCGGAUUAUUCAAAGCCGGCGGCUAAUCUCACCUGGUGGAUAAAUGACAUACAGGUGCCACCAAAUUAUUUGCAUGUCUAUGACAUACAACGACACCUGGCUGAACACCUGGAAUCAUCGGUGCUGGAGCUCAAUUUUGUCGUGAUAACGCAUCAUUUUAUUAAAGGACGCCUCAAGCUAAAGUGUUCAGCACGCAUACACGAUAUCUAUGCGCAGGAGAGUGAGAAACUCAUCGAAGAGGAUCGUCCCCGUAUUUUGGCUUCAGGACGAUCGCCAGAUAUGAAUAUGUAUCCCUUUGAUCAGCCUGGCGAUGCCGAUGAGCACAAUGAGCUCUUUUUGACGCACAAAAAUGCUGCUGUCUCCUUCAGACAGUCGGCACUCAAUUGGCAACAGCAACUUACUCUGUUUGUGCUAAUGGGUCUAUUGCACUUGGCCUGGUCAGCAAUUCAGCCCCGAAGAACGAACAGGACGAACCACCAAAGUAUCUGUAGCCCGACUCAGGAGCAGCCCAACUCACAGAAGAAUGUGCGAGAAUUGCAGUUACGGUGAUGAGCUGGCCAGGGAGAAAUGGAGACUUCAAAUCGCAUGCCGAGAAGAGCAGUCGCUGUGUCAGACCCAUAAGCAAAGGCCUAUCUAUAUAUAAUAGUUUUCAUAUACACUUUUAUAUAUAUAAAAUGUAUAUGUAAAUCAAUCAGUGAAGCUCUUGCAACAAUUACGACAUUCAUUUAUAUAAACAGUGCAUACAUAUAUAGCAAAUCAACUAGCAACAUUUGUCACUAACUUUAACGUUUAGCGAAUGUUGGUUGUGCAUCAUAGACAGAGAGCUGCCCCUCCCCCUCAUUAAUCUAACACAUACAUAUAGUAUAUACCAAUAUUGAAAACACAUACUGUAUAAAUUCUUUAUUUCGAUUCUUGCAGUUUUGUCAGCUAAACCUAAGUCAAAUGUAAAUAAAUCAUAAGACAUCUAAAUUCAAAAAAAAAAAAAAAA